CGCACAAGGAGGCGGCGGGUGCGAGACCCUUGGGGAAACUGGUGUGACGCGAAGGACUUGGAAGGGCAGACGUUUGAGCAUCUAUCUGCUGAAGAAUUAGCAAGAAGAAGAGAGGAGGAAAAACUGAAACCUGCAAAAUCUUCUAAAGGCUCAAGACAAGUUAAAAGUUCGUUUGAUCCCUUUCAGCUGAUACCGUGCUGUUUAUUCACUGAAGAAAAACAGGAACCUUUUCAGGUGAAAGUGUCUUCUGAAGCACUUUUAAUAAUGGAUUUGCACUCUCACGUGUCUAUGGCAGAAGUUAUAGGGCUGCUAGGUGGAAGAUACUCAGAAGCUGAUAAAAUUGUAGAAGUCUGUGCAGCAGAGCCGUGCAACAGCCUCAGUACAGGGCUGCAGUGUGAGAUGGACCCCGUGUCGCAGACGCAGGCCUCGGAGGCGCUGGCCGCCAGAGGGUACGGCGUCAUCGGCUGGUACCACUCCCACCCGGCCUUCGACCCCAACCCCUCCAUACGGGACAUUGACACGCAGGCCAAGUACCAGAGUUAUUUCUCCAGGGGUGGUGCCAUGUUCAUUGGAAUGAUUAUAAGUCCUUACAACCGAAAUAAUCCUCUUCCAUAUUCUCAGAUCACUUGUCUAGUAAUUAGCGAUGAGAUCAGUUCUGAUGGGUCCUACCGCCUGCCCUACAAAUUUGAAGUACAGCAGAUGUUGGAAGAACCUCAGUGGGAAUUAAUAUUUGAAAAAACAAGAUGGAUAAUUGAAAAAUACAGAUUGUGCCAUAGCAGUGUCCCCAUGGAUAAAAUUUUUCACAGAGAUUCAGACCUGACUUGUUUGCAGAAACUUUUGGAGUGCCUGAGGAAAACUUUGGGCAAGGUAACAAACUGCUUCAUCGCUGAGGAGUUCUUGACUCAGAUAGAAAACUUAUUCCUCUCCACCUACAAGAGUGAGAAAAAGACUAAUGCUGAAGAAAAUGAGAGCGAACCUUCAAAGGCAUUGCUGAUGUGA
Messenger RNA from Merops nubicus (carmine bee-eater), 999 nucleotides. RefSeq names its product histone H2A deubiquitinase MYSM1. Gene Ontology annotation, biological process: double-strand break repair. The annotation marks the transcript as partial. Lineage: Eukaryota; Metazoa; Chordata; Aves; Coraciiformes; Meropidae. Gene Ontology annotation, molecular function: metallopeptidase activity; polyubiquitin modification-dependent protein binding. Gene Ontology annotation, cellular component: BRISC complex; BRCA1-A complex. The transcript has 10 exons. The record is from RefSeq and is a predicted model, not a curated record.